Messenger RNA from Globicephala melas (long-finned pilot whale), 1821 nucleotides. It is a transcript of the gene NAE1, whose product is annotated as NEDD8 activating enzyme E1 subunit 1. Gene Ontology annotation, molecular function: NEDD8 activating enzyme activity. Gene Ontology annotation, biological process: protein neddylation. NCBI's taxonomy places the organism in Eukaryota, Metazoa, Chordata, Mammalia, Artiodactyla, Delphinidae. Gene Ontology annotation, cellular component: cytoplasm. The record is from RefSeq and is a predicted model, not a curated record.
GGGGGCUUAGUGCGCCUGCGCGCUCGUGGAGGUGGCGGCUGUUCUCGGUAGUGGCCCGGCGGUUCUCCGCGCGGCGGGCGCGGCCAUGGCGCAGCCGGGAAAGCUGCUUAAGGAGCAGAAGUACGACCGGCAGCUGAGGUUGUGGGGUGAUCAUGGGCAAGAGGCUUUAGAAUCUGCUCAUGUUUGCCUAAUAAAUGCAACAGCUACAGGAACUGAAAUUCUUAAAAACUUGGUGCUACCAGGUAUUGGUUCAUUUACGAUUAUUGAUGGAAAUCAGGUCAGCGGAGAAGAUGCUGGAAAUAAUUUUUUCCUUCAGAGAAGCAGUAUUGGCAAGAACCGAGCUCAAGCCGCCAUGGAAUUCUUACAAGAAUUAAAUAACGAUGUCUCUGGGAAUUUUGUGGAAGAGAGUCCAGAAAACCUUCUAGACAAUGAUCCUUCAUUUUUCUGUAGGUUUACCAUUGUGGUUGCAACUCAGCUUCCUGAAAGUACAUUACUACGUUUAGCAGAUGUCCUCUGGAGUUCCCAAAUCCCUCUUUUGAUCUGUAGGACAUAUGGACUAGUUGGUUAUAUGAGGAUCAUUAUAAAAGAACAUCCAGUAAUAGAAUCUCAUCCAGAUAAUGCAUUAGAGGAUCUACGACUGGAUAAGCCAUUUCCUGAACUGAGAGAACAUUUUCAGUCUUAUGAUUUGGAUCAUAUGGAAAAAAAGGACCAUAGCCACACUCCAUGGAUUGUGAUCAUAGCUAAAUAUUUAGCACAGUGGUAUAGUGAAACAAAUGGACGAAUACCUAAAACGUAUAAAGAAAAAGAAGACUUCAGAGAUUUGAUUAGACAAGGAAUUCUAAAGAAUGAAAAUGGGGCUCCGGAAGAUGAAGAGAAUUUUGAAGAAGCUAUUAAAAAUGUGAACACAGCACUAAAUACAACUCAGAUCCCAAGCAGUAUUGAAGAUAUAUUUAAUGAUGAUCGCUGCAUAAAUAUCACCAAACAGACUCCGACAUUUUGGAUUUUAGCUCGUGCCUUAAAGGAAUUUGUGGCCAAAGAGGGUCAAGGAAAUUUACCUGUUCGAGGCACAAUUCCUGAUAUGAUUGCAGAUUCAGGCAAAUAUAUAAAACUGCAAAAUGUUUACCGUGAAAAAGCAAAGAAAGAUGCUGCUGCUGUGGGUAAUCACGUUGCCAAAUUGCUUCAGUCUAUAGGCCAGGCACCAGAGUCCAUUUCAGAGAAAGAAUUAAAAUUACUCUGCAGCAAUUCUGCAUUUCUUCGAGUGGUGAGAUGUCGAUCCUUAGCUGAAGAAUAUGGCUUGCAUACGGUUAACAAGGAUGAAAUUAUUUCCAGCAUGGACAAUCCAGAUAAUGAGAUAGUAUUAUACUUAAUGUUACGGGCUGUUGAUAGAUUUCAUAAACAACAUGGUAGAUAUCCAGGGGUAUCUAACUAUCAAGUUGAAGAAGAUAUAGGCAAGUUGAAGUCUUGUCUCACUGGCUUCCUUCAGGAAUAUGGAUUAUCCAUAAUAGUGAAAGAUGAUUAUGUCCAUGAAUUUUGCAGAUACGGAGCUGCUGAACCACACACCAUUGCUGCAUUCUUAGGGGGAGCUGCUGCUCAAGAGGUUAUCAAAGUAAUCACCAAACAAUUUGUAAUUUUUAAUAAUACUUACAUUUAUAGUGGCAUGUCACAAACUUCAGCAACUUUCCAGUUGUAGAAUAAGUACCCUAUAGUGUGUUAAUGAUUGAAACUGUAAUUGCCUUCAGGUUGUGCUCCAGUCUGUAAAGUUCUGCUAAGGGAGAACUGUUAAGUUGUUUCCUUAAUAAACAUUUUUCUCAUUUGUAAUAA